UUAGAAAUGUUUCGAAUCAAAAUUUAAGAGAAACUUGGGAAAAAGGAUUCUUCCAUGUGUUUGUGUCUGUGCUGAAAUCAGGUUCAUGUACUAAAGUUAUUUCCAGAUUCUACAAUGGCAUUCUACUGUCUAAACAGGGUGAUACAGACCAAAUAAGAAAUAAGACAAAAAGAAGGAAAUCUAUUCAUUUCAACUGAAAGCUGGGAAAAAAAUCAACAAACUACAAAAACCAGAAAAGACACCAGGGCAGUGGAGACACCUGCUGGAGACUCUGUGGGACAAACAACACAAAUCACUGUCAUAUUUUCUGGAGUUGUCCACUGAUCAAACCAUUCUGGGAGCAACUGUGUGAACAUUUAAACAACAUAUUUACAGACAAAAAUCCUUGUAAGUGAGAAGCUUUGUAUUUGGGAGACAUUUCAUCUGAUUAUUGGUCUUUAACAGAUAAAAAGCAGCUGCCAAUAUUUCUGUCGGCAAGCAAAAAAACUAGAAAAUGGUUCAAACCUGACAAACCCAUAAUCCAAGAAUGGAUGGAUAUUCUACAGGAUAUCUACAUCCUGGAGAAGUCGUCAUUUUCUCUCAAGUACCAAAUGGAAUCUUUUUUUCAGGAUUUGGUCAAAAUGGACAGAAUAUGUAAAACCUGUAAAAUCUGUAAAUUGAAUUUAAAUGUAGUAUGAAACCAUUUCUACAGUAUACAUUUCUGUUUAGGUACAUACAAACAUACUUUAUUGUGUUUUUUCUCCUGAUAUGAGAAUAAAUGGAGCAAGUCCUCUCCUCCUGCUCACUUGUUCUAAUUCUUCUUUACUACCAGAAAACUGGAUUAGCAAUGAUCUUUCACUCAACCACAACUGAGGAGUGGAAACUGAAUUGUACCUGAAAAAGGAAGUUCUGAAACAACUGCUUUUCCAAAUAAACAAAAAAUUACAAAAAACAAACGCUUUUUGUAGUGUAAAGAUCAUACUCAAAGUCUGUAGAAAUGUUCUGCUUGUAAUUGCAGCAUGUAGGUCUGUUUAGAGCUUUAAAGUACUAACUUUCAUCUGUUCCCAUUCAUUCUUACCACUGUUCUUCACUUCCUGCCCCCUACUUGGGAUUCACGCAUCAUCAGGAUCUCAUGACUGCAAACAGUCUACAUACACAGGAUUAAUGCAUCAGGUCUAAACGGGUUAAAUAAGUAAAAAGAAAACAGAGUAGAGUGCUGCACACCCCGCUACUCACCUGUACAGGUAAUGAGGGGCACAGGUGUAUAUCACUGAAAAGUUUAUGACAUUUUUUUCACAAAGAUAUAAUAAUUUCUAAAAUUCAUCAUAUGAUUUUAUCUACUGAAAUAUUGAGUUUUAAACCAGUUCUUGUAGACGUUAAGUUUUACAACAAGAUUUUUACUGUGUUCACAAACUGUUUCCUCUUUUUCUCAGUGCAGAUGAGUGAGACGCGUACAGGACGCUUCAAACAGCUCCAGAAGAGUCCUGCAGAUAAACUAGCUAUGGGUGAGUUGAAAUAAUAUUAUAUGGUUAAAUGUUAAAAAUUCCUCAGUUUUUACCAGUCUCUGAACUCUCCCAGUUCUCAGAAUAUCCUAAAAAGCUUUUACGAAAGAAAAAAGUCAAAUCUUAUUGAGAUUGUUGAGCUUCCUCAGCAGCUCUCUCUGCUUCAUUCGACACUGCAGAUCUACUGGAGUGAUGAUGAUCGGGUCAAAGAAUUUAUGAGGUAAAAGAAGUGUUAGGAAUAACGGGUUACUAAGUAACACGUUACGGUAACUCUGUUACUUUUUAGCUAGUAGCGUAAGGGCCAAUCCCAUUUCUGCCUCUUAACCCUUCCCCUUGUCCCUUGAAACAGAGCAGUAAGGUGUAAGGGUGAAAACCUUCCCUGAAGAAAUGAGACGCCACUUGAUUGCUGUUCAUCAUCACACAUUUCUGUAAACAGCUGCGUCAUCAGAGGUGAAUAUAAAGCUACCACCAUCUCGUUCAUACUAUGGAUCUCUGUGUUAAUCUUCUCUAUUUAUUUAUGCACUGAAUAGCCCUGGUUUACAUGUGAACAUACUGAAAAUACAGUACACUCCCAUUCCUGGUAGCUAAAGAUUGAUUAUAUGAGAAAACACAACUGUUGAAUUUCUAUAAUUAUUUAUAAAUUAUGAGAAUAUUUACAUUUAUGCACCUCCUUCUUUGUCUGUUGUGCCAUUUCCCAAGUGAACGCAGUGAAUGGUGGGAAAUUCCACUUGGGGUUUUACACAUCCUAUCACUCAUGAGAGCCGCUGUAACAAAACAGUUAAAACAACUAUGGAAAUGAAGGAUUUAUGUGGCUUUGAAAACUUAAAAUAUCUGAGGUGAUGCAGGAGCUCAAUAUAAACGUUUUAAGAGCAAAAAUUCUUUAGUUUUUGAAUUGAAUAUUCAAAUGUAUUCAGAUGUUGAGCAGCAUUGGACUGUGGUGUCGUUAAAAUUGAAACAAAGUUUCAACUUCACUGAGAGGCUCCUCGUCAUGGAAAGAAGCAGAGCUUUAUUACCUCUUCCCCCUAUCUGUUACAACCAGCUCCUCUCUGACUCAGCAUUUCAUCAUUCUCUCCCCAUCAGAUCUACAGUUUGAAGAUGGGUGUGGGCAACAGGAGCUGACAUUCACAGCAUAAACACAUGCUGUACAGAUCAGAGCUCAAACUAGUUUCAUUUCUCAGGAAGUCAAACUCAGACAUUCAUUGUCUCUGAGAGCUGAAAUGGCACAGAAAGGGAUUCAGCUGGAUCAGGAAAACUUCUCUUGUUUCAUCUGUCUGGAUCUACUGAAGGAUCCGGUGACUGUUUCCUGUGGACACAGCUACUGCAUGAAGUGUCUUCAAAGCCACUGGGAUACAGAGGAUGAGAAGAAACUCUACAGCUGCCCUCAGUGCAGGCAGACCUUCACACCGAGGCCUGUCCUGCAGAAAAACACCAUGUUAGCAGUUUUAGUGGAGGAGCUGAAGAAGAGCGGACUCCAAGCUGCUCCUGCUGAUCACUGCUAUGCUGGAGCUGAAGAUGUGGCCUGUGACGUCUGCACCGGGAGGAAACUGAGAGCCCAGAAGUCCUGUCUGCAAUGUCUGGCCUCUUACUGUCAGAAUCACCUUCAGCCUCAUUUUCAAGCAGCUCCUUUAAAGAAACACAAGCUGGUGGAGCCGUCCAAGAAGCUCCAGGAGAACGUCUGCUCUCAUCAUGAUGAGGUGAUGAAGACAUUCUGUCGCACUGAUCAGCAGUCUAUCUGUUAUCUUUGCUCCGUGGACGAGCAUAAAGGCCACGACACGGUCUCAGCUGCAGCAGAGAGGGCCGAGAGGCAGAGAGAGCUGGAGGUGAGUCGACAAAACAUCCAGCAGAGAAUCCAGGACAGAGAGAAAGAUGUGAAGCUGCUUCAACAGGAAGCAGAGGCCAUCAAUCGCUCCGCUGAUAAAGCAGUGGAGGACAGCCAGGAGAUCUUCACCCAGCUGAUCCGUCUCAUAGAGAAACAAUGGUCUGAUGUGAGCCAGCAGGUCCGAUCCCAGCAGGAAAGCCAAGUGAGUCGAGUCAAAGAGCUGGAGGAGAAGCUGAGGCAGGAGAUCGCUGAGCUGAAGAGGAAAGACGGUGAGCUGCAGACGCUGUCACAAACACAGGAUCACAACCAGUUUCUACACGACUACCCCUCACUGUCAGCACUCAGCCAACCUACACGCUCAUCCAGCAUCCAUAUCCGUCCUCUGAGGUACUUUGAGGACAUGACAGCAGCUGUGUCAGCAGUCAGAGAUAAACUACAGGACGUCCUGACAGAGACAUGGACAAACAUCUCACUCACAGUGACUGAAGUGGAUGUUUUACUGCCAAGACCAGAGCCCAAGACCAGAGAGGAGUUCAUCAGAUAUUCAUGUGACAUCACACUGGAUCCAAACACAGCAAACAGAUAUCUGUUAUUAUCUGAUGGGAACAGAAAAGUUAGAUGGAUGUUUCAACCACAGUCUUAUCCUAGUCACCCAGACAGAUUCACGACAUGGUUUCAGGUCCUGAGUCGAGAGAGUCUGACUGGACGUUGUUACUGGGAGGUGGAGAGGAGAGGAAUAGUUCUUGUAGCAGUCACAUACAAGAAAAUCAGCAGAACAGGGAAUGGGAAGGAAUGUGAAUUGGGAUUCAAUGACAAAUCUUGGGCAUUAGAUUGUGAUGACAGUGGUUAUAUCUUUUGGUACAACAACGUCCAGACUCCUGUCUCUGGUCCUCCAUCCUCCAGAGUGGGAGUGUACCUGGAUCACAGAGCAGGUUGGUGCAAGAGGGCCAUACUGCAGGGUAAAUCCUCAUGUUCCCCUGCUGCGCCUCUACUUUGGGGAAGGUGA
This is a messenger RNA of Cheilinus undulatus (humphead wrasse), 4306 nucleotides long. RefSeq names its product tripartite motif-containing protein 16-like. The record is from RefSeq and is a predicted model, not a curated record. The transcript is spliced from 2 exons. Gene Ontology annotation, molecular function: zinc ion binding. Bases 2699 to 4306 code for a protein of 535 amino acids. Lineage: Eukaryota; Metazoa; Chordata; Actinopteri; Labriformes; Labridae.